Benincasa hispida (wax gourd) is the source of this 1744-nucleotide messenger RNA. RefSeq names its product putative ribosome biogenesis protein RLP24. Gene Ontology annotation, molecular function: structural constituent of ribosome. Gene Ontology annotation, cellular component: nucleolus. The record is from RefSeq and is a predicted model, not a curated record. Lineage: Eukaryota; Viridiplantae; Streptophyta; Magnoliopsida; Cucurbitales; Cucurbitaceae. Gene Ontology annotation, biological process: ribosomal large subunit biogenesis.
UUUGUGAUCUUGAUUUCUGAAUCGACUUUUUUAUUGACUGCAAAUUGUGGGUUUGUUGUGAUAUCGUUUUUGAAAUUACUGACUUCUUCUGGGUUUUUUAAAUUCUUUCUUCUGUAAGUUUUCUUCCUUUCUUUUGUUCUUAUGUUUUCAUAUUUUGAUUUGGGUUUUAGUGGAAAUUGUUGGAUUCGCUUAAGUUUUAACUAGUAAUCGGUGGGGUAUGUUUUCUUUUAUCUGUUGAUCGAAAUCUUCUGUUGGCAGAGAUUAGAGGAAUACCUCUGGAAUAUGUUUUCAUAUAUUUUUUUUUAAAGUAGAAAAAAGACUAUGAUUAUAUGACUAUUUGGCAGAGGUUAGAGGAAUACCUCUGGAAUAGGUUUGAAUUAGAAUACACAAUUUUUAAAAGCCUUACCAUCAAAUAAUACUCAUGAUUAGAUGAGUUCAGUAUGAAAAAAGUUUGAUUUCACAUUCCCUAGUAGGUCAAUGGAAAGGGUCAUCCUUUUCUCUGCCUCCAUUUAUUUCAUAUGUUGAAAUGAAAUCAAACUCGUAUUAAAUUUUGUUAAUCCUAUGGCAUUGCUUGAAUUUAACUGCUAUCAGAAAAAAUUAACAUGAAGAUAGCUUAUUCCUUUUUAUGAGAGAUGAGACAGUUGCUUGAAUUAUUUUGUGAAGAGAAAAUGGCAGGGUGAAAACUUUUGAACCUUGCAUUAUCAAUUUCCUCUUUGCCUAUGGAAAAGUAUAUUUAAAAUUUAAUGGCCCCGAUCUUAAGUUUGUAACAAUUUUGUCAUUGUGUUUCCAAAUUUAUAAGAACUCAAUCCUUAAACUUUAGUUAAGCUCCUGAAUCUCUGAUAUACAAUGCAAGUAAAAGGCAUUUUUGAGUUUUAAAAGAAAGAAGUAAAGAAUGUGAGAAAGAAAACGGGGGAAGCCUUGAAUCAGUCUCAAGAAACAGAAUGUUAUAUGAAGGACUUUAGGAGUUUCUUUUGUCCUCAACAUUUAUGUUCUAGUGGGAAAUUUAGGCUUUGUUAUUUGCUAAAGAAAAGAAUGAGGUUAGAGAAGUGUUGGUUCUGUUCCUCCACAAUAUAUCCAGGACAUGGUAUUCAGUUUGUUCGCAACGAUGCGACGAUUUUUAGAUUUUGUCGGUCAAAAUGCCACAAGAACUUCAAGAUGAAGAGAAAUCCUCGUAAAGUAAAAUGGACUAAGGCUUACAGGAGAUUGCAUGGAAAGGAUAUGACACAGGACUCGACUUUUGAGUUUGAGAGGAAGCGCAAUAGGCCGGAGAGAUAUGACAGGAAUCUCACCGAAGAGACAUUGAAGGCUAUUAAGAAGAUCGAUAAAGUCAGAGCCAAUAGGGAAUCGAGACACAUUGCACGCAGACAUCAAGGAAAGAAAGCAAAGGAGCUUGGCGAGGCACAGAAGGAAUUGGAUCAAAGCAUCAGUUUGGUCAAAGCACCUUCUGCUCUCAAGGAGGAUCCUUCCCUCACCCUUCCAAAGAUCAAAGUCAAGGUGGUACCAUCACAAGCAGAGCAAAAUCAGCGUAUGGAAGAAUGAGUUUGUUUGUGCUUUUGGUUUUUUUCUUGAACCUAUGACCUCGAGAUUAUUGUACAUACUUCAUGUUGGUUGUUUAGCCCUUUUUAGUCCAAUUGUAGUUUUUAUCUUUGAACUCUUUUCUUCCCUUUUCAUCCAACAAUUAGAAAGUUUUACGUUUUCUUGAGAACUCCAUCAAUAGAAAGUUAGUUAAUUGUUUAAAGGGAAA